Acanthoscelides obtectus is the source of this 1154-nucleotide messenger RNA. Lineage: Eukaryota; Metazoa; Arthropoda; Insecta; Coleoptera; Chrysomelidae. The record is from the annotation of a GenBank genome assembly.
GUGGAAUUCAGCGACAGAAUUACUGGUUGUCUAUGUGUUACAUGUUAACUAACCCGAUUCUUGAAUGGGCUACGUUUACAUCAUUCUCGUAUAAUUUAGGGAUCUAAAUUCAGACAAUUUCCAACUACAAUGCAAAAUUGAUUUCAAAGAUUUUGGUGGAAUAAAACAUCAACGAUUUUCAUUUGCAACAUAUUCUCAUAAGAACAAUGACGAAUAAAAUAAGCCUUUCUUUCAAAAUAAACGUAGUCAGAUGUUAAUGAAAGUACAAAGUAGCUAUCCGGUCAACAUUCAACAUUUCAAAAUACAAAAACAAACUCUGAAAAUGGAAUUAAAUUUAAAUGAUUUUAUUCAUUAGUAUUGCGCAAGAGUAUGUGGUUUUGACAAGUUUAUCAACUAUAGAUAAAUACUAAUAAGUAUCUUCGGUUCGACCAGUUUUUGAUUACCACAUGUGAUAUUGUAUGCGCUCUAGACCCUAUGCAUAUUCCUCUGUUUGACUUUCUAAAAUCCGGUAAAUUACUUGCACAAAUAUUACAAUUAAACGUUAAACAAACAAUUAUUUAUCUCAGCCUUCAAGGUAAUACAUUUUCCUCUCUACUUCAAAGAACAUUCAACAGGACGCCAAUCAUGGAUAUCUCAGUACCCAUGUCUUUGAAACCUUACCAAAAGGAUUUUUACUAUAUCCUAAAAUGAUCAGGAAACUCUGUUUAGGUAUGCGCCAUCCAUAUCACGACAUAAAUGAUUAUUUCCUCGAGGACAACAUUGAGGUAAAAGAACCAUUGGAUUUGUUCCACAAAUGGUUCCAGGUGGUGAAGACCGACACUAGGACAGUUGAACCCAAUGCAAUGUGUCUGUCAACAUGCACAAAGGAUGGAUAUCCAUCAGCAAGAUUUGUCCUAUUAAAAGGGUAUAGCAAAGAAGGUUUCAUAUUUUUCACACACUAUAGUAGUCGGAAAGGACAACAGUUAGCAGAAAAUCCGAGAGCUGCUUUGACCUUUUACUGGGAACAUUAUAGUAGAUCGGUAAGAAUUGAGGGGGAUGUAGAGAAGCUUCCUUUGAGGAUGCAGAUCAGUACUUUAGAAACAGACCUUAUCAGAGUCAGAUUGGAGCUCUAUGUAGUGAUCAAAGCAAAUCUGUAUCUAGCAGAAAUGAGAUAG